Molecule: messenger RNA, 2172 nt
Organism: Monomorium pharaonis (pharaoh ant)
Lineage: Eukaryota; Metazoa; Arthropoda; Insecta; Hymenoptera; Formicidae
Exons: 4
Coding region: 1-2172 (723 amino acids)
Molecular function (GO): catalytic activity
Source: RefSeq, a predicted model, not a curated record
AUGCCGAGAGGUGGGACGAGUUCCGCAUUAUCAUUAAAAAUAGCCCAGUUGAAUGCCAACUCCCUGCUUGCCCAUAUUGAUCUCAUACGUGAUUUCCUUGUGAGCAACUUUUUUCAUAUCAUCUCAAUAUCUGAAACAUGGCUUAAGCCUCAUGUCAUCGAUAAACUAGUUGAAAUAAAAGAUUAUUUCAUCAUACGUAACGAUCGACUGGGCAAGCGGGGAGGUGGUGUCGCAUGUUAUAUUCACAAAUCGCUGAAAGCCAAUGUAAAGGCUGUAUCGCCUGGAAAUAUUGUGGUGGCUGGCGAUCUGAAUUGUGAUCUCUUGUUGAAUAAUUUUGAAUCUGAUUACUUGAGAGAUAUGACGCGGUCUCUAUCCCUACAGAUUGUUGAUUCCAACCCUACUCAUCACACUGCUUGCUCUGACUCGUUGCUCGAUAUAUUCAUGGUAGAUGAUGCGACCAAGGUGCUUUCUUUCAUCAAAUCCGAUGUUCCCUUCAUUUGUGGUCAUGACAUCUUACAGUUGUCGUAUACCUUUAGAGCUCCUCCUAAUACUGCACGCAGGGUGAAGUCACGCGACUAUCACAACUUUGAUAGCGCUGCCUUCAACGCUGCAGCAAAGGCUGCACUACGAAACUUAGACAUCUUGACUCCUGACUGUCUAGGAUCAUCUUCACAAGUUGAUAGUUUUAUUGACACUGUACAAAAUUCUCUGGAUAUUCUUGACGUGCAUGCUCCCCAGUGGUCCUUCGUAACGACUAGACCCGCGCCCUGGAUAACUGCUGAACUGGCUGAACGAGCUAGACGGUGUAAACUGCUGUACAAGCGAGCCAAAAGACACGAGUACAUCUAUGGUCGACUGACUAGUAUUAGUGAUUCUGGGAUGCUUUGGAGGCAGCUUGCUUCUCUUGGCCUGGUAAAGACUUCCUAUUCAUCCCCUCUUAACUUCUUUACUGCUGACCAACUAAACUCCUAUUACACGUCGAUCUCAUGUGUGCUACCAUUGUGCUCUCGAGAUGAACUGAAUAGUAUUUUGGAUGCUCGCCGGCUCGUGAGCGCUGGCUCUUGUUUUGACUUCCACCACGUCACUGUUGCUGAAGUUGUCCGGCUGCUGUCUGAUACUGUCACAGAGUCUCGCUCCUUCGGCCCCGAUCAAAUGUCUCCACUUAUGAUUCGUGCAACCAUUUCAUGUCUGGCCCCUAGGCUUGCUGAUUUGUUCAAUACCUGCUUUGACAUUUCUUACUUUCCAUCUGCUUGGAAGCGCACACUAAUACGACCUAUGUCAAAGGUAAAUGCUCCAUCGUCCCCAUCAGACACCCGGCCUAUUGCCAACUUAUGCGAACUAUCUAAACUGUACGAGAGAUUAGCUCAUAAACAGAUUGCAAACUUUCUACAUGAUAGCAAUUUUCUUGAUAGCCUGAUUGAUCCCUAUCAAUCAGGCUAUCGCAAAGCUUACAGCACCCAGACUGCUCUACUGCGACUAACACACGACAUAAGAGCGGCAGCUGAUGAGCGGCGUGUCACGGUCCUCGUGCUGUUUGAUUUCAGUAAAGCUUUCGACACUGUCUCACAUACUAUUCUUCUAACUAAGCUCAGUAAAUGUGGGUUUUCAAUAUCUUCUUUAAAGUGGAUGCAUUCGUACCUAACUGGUAGAUCUCAGGCAGUGGUUGAUGGAUCAGCUCAUUCGGCUUGGCUCCCCACGUCUGCUGGGGUUCCGCAGGGUUCUGUCCUGGGCCCAUUGUUAUUCUCAAUGUUCAUCAAUGACAUCUGUAACUCUCUUGAACACUCUAGACACAUAAUAUUUGCGGAUGACAUUCAAAUUUACCUUAGCCAUCCAGUUGAACUUAACAUGGGCCUUGUGAGAAUACAUCAUGAUGUUGGUGUCAUUGCUGACUAUGCUGUAUCUAAUGGUUUGUCACUGAAUCUAAGAAAGUCGAGUGUCUUGAUUUCAGGCAGCGCCACUUACGUUAACCGUAUCAGCCUAGAUUUGCUGCCUCCAAUAAUCGUGAAUCGUGUAGCACUGCCGUAUGUAACCGAGAUACAUAAUCUUGGGGUCGUAUUCAAGUCAAAUCUUUCAUGGGCUGGACACGUUUCCGCCGUUUCACGCAAGGCUGUGACUUCGGUGGCUGACUGUGUCAGGAAGGAGAAAAUACUUUCUGGAAAUAGUCAUGUUUAG